Ceutorhynchus assimilis (cabbage seed weevil) is the source of this 531-nucleotide messenger RNA. Lineage: Eukaryota; Metazoa; Arthropoda; Insecta; Coleoptera; Curculionidae. The record is from the annotation of a GenBank genome assembly.
AUGGAAUCUAGUAAACCUGAACCUUUAAAUGAAAACAUUUUCAACAAUGAAGAGCCUGCCGAGGAGCCUGCAGCACAAUUUGAAACACAGGAAGAAACAGAAAUUCACAAGAAAUCAAUAAACUCACCUGGGGUGACAACCAAAAGAAAAAGAACGAUCGUGGAAGAUAAAAGGGAAGCUGAAAAAAAGAGAAGGGAAGAAGCAAAGCAACAAAGGCAUAUGGAAAGAAUGCAGGCAGGGAAUAGAAGUGGAAAAAGAGAAGGUUGUAUAAUUUUCGGCUCCGACCAAGAAGUUGCCGAAUUAAUGAAGGCAGUUAGAAGAUGUAACGCUACUGGUUCAUUUUCCUGGAUCGGUUCAGAUGGAUGGAGCGCCCGAUCUUUAGUGUCCGACGGUAACGAAGCUGAAGUUGAAGGUACAUUAUCGGUACAGCCCCAAGCUAAUCCUGUUCAAGGUUUUAAAGAGUACUUUUUGUCGCUGAACGUCGAAAAUAAUCCGAGGAAUCCGUGGUUUAUUGUUUGUGAUAUCCUUUAG